AUGAAAUUCUUUCACCUUGCUGGUAUUGCUUUGUGGGCGCCUUCCCUAACAAGCGCUUAUCUUUGUACUUGCGUCGGCAUUCCGGAGAGGCCUAUUAGUGCUGCUGCUGGACUCUGCAACGAUCUUAAGGGGAAGAUAUGUUACGAUAAGGCAUCAAACACGAAUGCGUGUAUCAUGACUCGGAAAUUCACCGACCAAGAAUGUGCUACACGAUAUUCCAAGCUCGUGAAUGGCAAAUUAGUUCCUGACACCAGUUUCAAAGCUUUUUGCCAGUUAGGGACGACUUGCUGA
Messenger RNA from Colletotrichum truncatum, 291 nucleotides. RefSeq lists its product as uncharacterized. NCBI's taxonomy places the organism in Eukaryota, Fungi, Ascomycota, Sordariomycetes, Glomerellales, Glomerellaceae. The record is from RefSeq and is a predicted model, not a curated record.